This is a messenger RNA of Tripterygium wilfordii, 1104 nucleotides long. RefSeq lists its product as uncharacterized. The transcript has 2 exons. The coding region runs from base 289 to 771 and encodes 160 amino acids. The record is from RefSeq and is a predicted model, not a curated record. Lineage: Eukaryota; Viridiplantae; Streptophyta; Magnoliopsida; Celastrales; Celastraceae.
CUAUUAUUUAUAUAUUCUAUUACUUCUCCUUCUAAAGUUGGAAGGAACGGCGUCCUAUCCGCACGAGUUCGUGGGUUUUCUACAGUCGCGACUUGGAAGAAUUGGGGCGAUUUGGUGGCGAGUUGGGAUUUUCGGCAUCUGCCCUCCCUAUGGCCAUCGCAGUCCGCUGCUUGCCCAAUUUUUGUGGUGGAAGGGAUCUGAAGAUUCAUGCAUCUGCCCGACGAGACUGGGGAGAGACAAAAUCGAAAGCGAAAUCGAAGAUUCAAUGAACCAAAAAAGUACUAGGCGAUGUUGGCGAGACCUGCACAAAAGACAAAUUGGAGCUGCACAAGACAUGUGAACCGCACGAUCAAAGCCAAGCACAACUCAUCGAACGGUCGAAAUUCAAAGCAAAUUCUAGACUCUGAGGCAGCUUCUUCUGCUUCUGCGGUUCAUGCACCUAAUAUAUUGUUGAAAAUCAAAAGAUGUAGAGAUUUCGGUCGGAGUUGGUAUCCCCUGUUUGCAGACCGAGGAUGCUGCCAAGCCCGCCGAUUGCUGAGGUGGAAGGGGAGGUUUUGCCUCCCUCAUUUGAAGCCCUAUCCAGUGACUACACCGUUUUCCAUUCGCUCCUCCCGCCGGCCGCGAACAGUGUAUCGACGUGGUCGGAGAAGAUUUUGCCAGCACUUGAUGCAGAGCAGCAUUCCGAUUCAUGUACCUACAUAUCGAGCUUCGAAAUCCACGUGGUUGGAGUACACCUCGGAAACACAACUGAUCACCUAUAACACAUGUUGAAACUGAUGCAAGAAACAACCCUGAGGCCUGAGAUUUCUGUAAUCGAAGGAGAAGAUGAACCUUAACUCUCCUUCUUGUCUGGGCUCAACAUCCUCUUGGGCUUUUCAUCUUGUGGUCCAAUACAGCAGUCUUAGUUUGGGUCUUUCCUUUGCCUGCCUUGGGCAACUCGGCCCAUGAAUUGUGUUCUUUGUCUUUGGCCCAUAGCCAGUCCAGCUGUCUCUAACGGCUAUAUGUUUUUAUGACCGUUACAUCUUUUACUGUGUAUACAUAUUUCUUUACAGACUUCUUGUAUGUGAUGGUUUUCUAUUCAGUGAAUUCAAAUUGUUCUUUCAA